Molecule: messenger RNA, 927 nt
Organism: Nicrophorus vespilloides
Lineage: Eukaryota; Metazoa; Arthropoda; Insecta; Coleoptera; Silphidae
Product: elongation of very long chain fatty acids protein 4-like
Exons: 5
Coding region: 141-908 (255 amino acids)
Biological process (GO): very long-chain fatty acid biosynthetic process; fatty acid elongation, monounsaturated fatty acid; fatty acid elongation, polyunsaturated fatty acid
Cellular component (GO): endoplasmic reticulum membrane
Molecular function (GO): fatty acid elongase activity
Source: RefSeq, a predicted model, not a curated record
UCAAUUACGCUCGUGGAGGAAGUAUGGAUUGCACAAAAAAGUUACCAUACAUAUAUAUACAUACGAUUGAGUUGGUCAUUGCUUAGUUCUUGUGGAAUUAUAGACUGAAGUGGAGAAGAAGUUUAAGUUGCAUUCACGAAAUGGAGACGUACAAUUAUCUAUUUCACGAAAUAAUAGACAAGAGGACCGAGAAUUUGCCAUUGAUGAGCCCAGCCGUUCCGGUAAUAAUAAUCGGCUUAUAUUUGCUCCUCGUUCUUAAAUGCCUUCCCAAAUAUAUGGAGAAACGGAAACCGUAUGAUUUGAAAACGGUAGUUCAGUGUUAUAACAUCAUACAAAUUAUUAGCUGUUCAACGAUGGUAUACGGAGUGUGCACUUCGGGAUGGACGUUUUCUAAAUUAACCUGUUGGCCGAUUGAAUAUUCGUAUGAUUAUUUACCAAUGAGGAUGCUAAAUUGUGUGUGGUGGACGAUGAUUUUGAAGAUUUCUGACCUCAUUGAAACGAUAUUUUUCGUUCUCCGAAAGAAAGACAACCAAGUGAGCAAUCUGCAUCUGUACCACCACACAUCAACAUAUUUUAUUAGUUGGAUUAUGACGAAAUACGUGGGAGGUGCCAUGUACACGUUUCCAAUCAUAAUCAACAGUUUUAUUCACGUGUUAAUGUAUACAUAUUACUUCCUUUCGGCUCUCGGUCCACAAUGGCGACAAAGAAUAAAUCAUUUAAAACCUAAGCUCACGAUGUUGCAGAUGGUACAAUUCUGUAUACUGCUGAUCUAUAGUGCGCAAGUAUUUUAUGGCGAUUGUGAUGUAUCUUUUGGAAUUGCGAUAACAUUCAUCAUCGAUGUCAUGGUGAUCUUCGCUUUCUUCAUUAACUUUUACAUAAAAUCUUACAUGUGCAAAAAGAAGAAAUAAUAAUAAAUUAAAACAUUUU